AAUCUAAAUUAAUUGUUCCAUAUUCUAUAUACUUUUUAUUGAUAGUGUGACAAUUAUUUUUCCAACAAUGGCUGAUUCAGGUUCAGUUUCUACAAAGAGAAUGUGGUGUUCAAUUCCUGAAAAGUUUCAGCUGCAUGCAGCCAUGUUGGCUUUACAAUUUGGUUACGCUGGUUUUCAUGUUGUCUCAAGAGCUGCUCUUAAUAUGGGAAUUAGCAAAUAUGUUUUUCCUGUCUAUAGGAACAUUAUUGCUCUUCUUUUACUUCUUCCCUUUGCAUAUUUCUUCGAAAAGAAGAACAGACCACCGAUUAAUUUCAACUUUCUCUGCCAAUUCUUUUUUCUAGCACUUGUUGGGAUUACAGCAAACCAGGGUUUUUACUUGCUUGGUUUGGAGAACACAAGUCCAACCUUUGCAUCAGCAGUACAAAACUCUAUCCCUGCCAUAACAUUUCUCAUGGCAGUAAUUCUAAGGAUAGAACAAGUGAAACUUAACAGAAAAGAUGGAUUGGCAAAAGUAGCAGGAACAAUAUGCUGUGUAAUUGGUGCAACAAUAAUUACAUUAUACAAAGGUCCAGCAAUAUAUACUCCAAGUAAUCACUUAAAUAACACUUCAACAAUGAUAAAUGAAGUAACAACAACAACACCAAUGAUUGAUUUUUGGAAAAUGUCACUUGGUGAUGCUAAGGGAAAAAACUGGAUACUUGGUUGUGUUUAUCUUUUUGGACAUUGUUUAUCUUGGUCUGCUUGGCUUGUGUUUCAAACACCUAUCCUUAAGAAGUAUCCAGCUCGUCUUUCUGUCACUUCUUUUACAUGUUUCUUUGGUCUCUUGCAAUUUCUUGUUAUUGCUUUGGUUUGCGAAAGAAAUGCUCAAGCUUGGUUAUUUACCUCAAGAGGCGAAAUUUUCACUAUUUUAUAUGUCGGAGUGGUGGCAUCUGGAAUUGCAUUUGCAGUACAAAUUUGGUGUAUUGAUAAACAAGGUCCUGUAUUUGUUGCUGUGUAUCAACCUGUUCAAACUUUUGUUGUUGCUUUCAUGGCUUCUAUUACUUUAGGAGAAGAGUUCUACUUGGGAGGGAUCAUUGGAGCAAUAUUGAUAGUUGUUGGACUAUACUUUGUUUUGUGGGGUAAAAGUGAAGAGAAUAAAUUUGCAAAGGAACAACUUGCAAUUGGAUCAUCCACUACAGAACAUAGCAACAUUAGGUCCACAAGUGAUGCUAAAGAACCACCACUUAAUGAACCACUUCUCUCUUCAUCAUCGGAAAAUGUUGGAAUUAAGAUAUUAAAUUAAGCACUACUUUUUUUGUCAUGAAGUUUGUGUGUGAUGUGAUCCAAAGCUUUUUAUUUAGAAUGUGAGUUUUAAUGGAAAUAUUGUAAGAGUAUAAGUCAAUUAAAAUGGGGCCUUAGAGCUUUAGGAAACUAGCCUCAUAUAAAUUUAUAUAUGUUAGUUGAUAAAUUUAUGGUUUGAUUUAA
Messenger RNA from Vicia villosa (hairy vetch), 1464 nucleotides. Its product is annotated as protein WALLS ARE THIN 1-like. Gene Ontology annotation, molecular function: transmembrane transporter activity. Lineage: Eukaryota; Viridiplantae; Streptophyta; Magnoliopsida; Fabales; Fabaceae. The record is from RefSeq and is a predicted model, not a curated record. The transcript is spliced from 5 exons. Bases 68 to 1282 code for a protein of 404 amino acids. Gene Ontology annotation, cellular component: plasma membrane.